CGAGCACUUCUUUUCUGUGUGUCAAAGUCAAGUCAAAAAUGUCGACGAAAUUAGUGAUUGUUCUGCUGCUUCAAGCCGCCGUUGCUGUCCUGGCGGGCGUCUGUUUGAUACCUGAGCCCGUCAAGCGCCAACGAUCGCUGGUCAAUGAGCUCUUCAGACGACAGCCACGCCUCGAUGGUCGCAUUGUUGGUGGUCAUCGCAUAAACAUAACAGAUGCACCACAUCAAAUCUCGUUGCAAACAUCCGACCACAUUUGUGGCGGUUCACUAAUCUCGAAAGAGUGGAUAAUAACGGCAGCUCAUUGCACCUUUGGCAAGCAAGCCAAUCAGCUACGCGUGCGGCUGGGCACUUCUGAAUGCUCCCGAAAUGGACAACUGCUAAACAUCAAACAGAUUGUUCAACACGAAAAGUUCAACUACUCGAAUAUCAACAAUGAUUUUUCGCUGUUGCAGCUGCAGGAACCAAUUGAAUUCGAUGAGACCAAGCAGGCUGUUAAGCUGCCGACACAGGAUCAAGAGUUUAAGGACGGUGAUGCGUGCUAUGUUAGCGGCUGGGGCAGCACACAGAAUCCUUUGGAGUCCCGCGACUGGCUGCGCCAGGUGAAGGUGCCGCUGGUCAACCAGGAGGAGUGCAACAAGAAAUACAGUCGGUACGGCGGUGUGACAGAUAGCAUGAUCUGUGCUGGAUACAUGCAAGGUGGCAAGGAUGCCUGCCAGGGAGAUUCUGGUGGUCCCAUGGUGAAUGGGGACGGCGUGUUGGUGGGCGUGGUGUCCUGGGGCUUUGGCUGUGCCAUGCCCAACUUUCCGGGCGUAUACUCCAGAGUAACUCAUGUUCGUGAAUGGAUCAAGGAGCACAGCGGUGUUUAGCUAACUGAAUGAAUGAAAU
Molecule: messenger RNA, 885 nt
Organism: Drosophila arizonae
Lineage: Eukaryota; Metazoa; Arthropoda; Insecta; Diptera; Drosophilidae
Product: trypsin-1
Biological process (GO): proteolysis
Molecular function (GO): serine-type endopeptidase activity
Source: RefSeq, a predicted model, not a curated record